Messenger RNA from Humulus lupulus (European hop), 2920 nucleotides. RefSeq names its product BEL1-like homeodomain protein 9. Gene Ontology annotation, molecular function: RNA polymerase II cis-regulatory region sequence-specific DNA binding; DNA-binding transcription factor activity, RNA polymerase II-specific. The transcript is spliced from 4 exons. Bases 421 to 2451 code for a protein of 676 amino acids. Gene Ontology annotation, biological process: regulation of transcription by RNA polymerase II. Lineage: Eukaryota; Viridiplantae; Streptophyta; Magnoliopsida; Rosales; Cannabaceae. The record is from RefSeq and is a predicted model, not a curated record.
ACAAAAACUAAAGAAAGCGAUUCAUCAGAGACUCAGUCUCACUCGAAGAAAGUAAGUAAAGAAAGUUUCUGUUAAUGCUUAACUGAGAUUGAUUAUAGAGAGAGAGUGUGUGUGUGAUCCAGUCCGAACUGGUGUACGGAGUCUUAUUGUGAAGACGCACCCAAUUCCCUCCUUCACUUCCUCUCAAAUAUUCACGUACACACUACUCUCUUCUGUUAACCUACGCCAUCAUCAUCAUCGUCGUCAUCACCAAAACCAAAACCGAAGCCAAAACCCCAAUCUCUCUCUCUCUCUCUCUCUUAAAUUAUUAUAAUUAUCUUUUAAUUUUUAGGAGCAGGAGAGAGAGAAAGAGAGAGAGAGAGUGAAAGAGUGAGGCUAUAUCUGAUAUAUUCUGAUCUAGCUCUCCUUUUUCUCCUGGUUAUGGCGGAGGGUUUCGAGCCAUACCAUGUCCCACAACAAAGCCGAAGAGACAAGCUCCGAGUCGUCGUAACUCAGUCCUCAACCAACCCGGCUUCCGGUUCGGCUUGCAUCGACGCCGCCGCUAACUUUCACGGCUCCGGUGGCUUGCUUCCUUUAGCCACUUCUUACGAUCCCACUGCCGCUAUUUCGUCCGAUUUGCUAUCGUGCACUCCUCAUCAUAAUCAUCAUCAGCAUCAGCAUCAUCAUCACCACCACCAGCUCUCUCACGCCGCCGUCGGAAAAGGAGUGUCUUCUCCGGGCUGUGUCGACGUUUCUAAAGAAGAAGGAGUGGUCAACUUAAUGGGUUUGGUUAACGGGUCUUCUUCCACCUCGUCUACGUCUAAUUUUCGGAACCCGUUUAUGGAUCCGAUGACCUCCAUUCAAGAUAUUAACAGCAACCCUUUUCUCUUCUCUUCCCAAACCCUCCAAAGCCUCCGAGAUUUCGAACAGCAGGGCUUCAACAAUGGCGUUUUCAAACCUGAACCACUUUCCCUCUCACUCUCUUCUCACCAUGACCCGACCCGGAUUCAAAACACCAGCAACAGUACCAAUUCCAACCAGCUCCCUUUGGAGCUGAACCUACAGAGAUUCGGGUCCGCGUUUUACGGAGGAGGGUCUGCAACGAAUGCUAAUACAACCGCGGCGGCCAUUGUUGGUGGCGGGUCGGGGGCUGGUGAUGGAGUCGGGUCUCGGAGCUCCGCUCCUCUUGGUCCAUUUACGGGCUACUCUUCGAUUCUGAAGGGAUCAAGGUUUUUAAGGCCGGCCCAGCAGUUACUUGAAGAGUUUUGCAACGUCGGAGACAGGGUUGUUUACGCUGAAAACCUUUCCGCCGAUCCUUCUCUGUUGGAGAGUCCGGUAGAGGGCUUGAGCUCCGGUACCGGAGGAGUAAAUGUUGAUGAUGUUGAGCUAAGUAGUGGUGUUUCCGAUGGUGGCGAGAGUAGUCGGAAAAAGAAGUCGAGGCUUAUUUCGAUGCUUGAUGAGGUAUACAGGAGGUACAAGCAGUACUAUCAACAGAUGCAGACAGUGGUGACAUCCUUCGAGUAUGUGGCCGGGCUUGGCAACGCUGCUCCUUACGCCAACUUGGCAGUGAAAGCCAUGACCAAACAUUUCAAGUGCUUGAAGAAUGCAAUCAUGGACCAACUUCAGUUCUCCAACAAGGAUAACUCCCAUACAAAUCAUGGGAAAGAAGAAGUUCCAACUUUUCGAAACAGCAAUAGAGGUCUUUAUAGCCAAAGACCGAUUCAUGGCUCAGGAUUCCUCGAGCACCAACCUGUUUGGCGACCCCAAAGAGGGCUUCCCGAGCGUGCUGUUACUGUUCUUCGCGCAUGGUUAUUUGAACAUUUUCUUCACCCUUAUCCUACAGACACGGACAAGUUAAUGUUGGCUAAACAAACUGGUUUAUCAAGAAGCCAGGUUUCGAAUUGGUUUAUCAAUGCUCGAGUGAGGCUAUGGAAGCCAAUGGUGGAGGAAAUACAUAUGCUGGAAACACGCCAAGCUCAGAAAGCUUCACACAGAGAGGAUCGAAACGCCACAAGGCCAAAUGCACACGAACAUGUAGCUUCAGCAAGCAAUCUAACGUCUGAAAAUCCAUCCACCUCGAUGCAUAGGGUUCAUGACACCACGUUGAAGCGUUCUAGAAACGAAGUACCAGCCGUCAUGGAUGCUGCUGGAGUAAGCGAAGAGAUGAACAUGUCUUACGACAACUUGCCUAGUCAUCUUCAUCAUCAUCAAGUUGGAGUGGCGGCCCCAGCCAUGAACUUGGCUGGGGUUGGAAGCAACGGAGUUUCUCUAACACUUGGGCUUCACCAAAACAACGGCACCAUUGGCUUAUCAGAGCCCUUUCCUAUAAACGCAGCUCAAAGAUUCGGUCUUGGCCUCGAGGGAAACAACGAAGGAUACGUAAUGGGUGCAUUCGAAGCUCAAAAUCGACAUUUCGGAAGAGAUCAUCAUCAUGUGAUGGGAGGGCAACUUCUGCAUGAUUUUGUAGGCUGAAGAAGAAGAAGAAGAAGAAGAAAUGUGUCAUUUCUGGAGCUGUUUCUGGUCAAAAUAUUGCAUGCUAACAAAGUUGCAAAAUAGAUUAUACUUUUAUAUAUGCAUGAUCAUUUAUCAAUUGACUGCCAGAGAGUGCUCCAAAGUUGAUGAAAACAAAGCUUAGCUUAGAGUGGUUGAAAAUGGUUUUCCUUACUAUAAUUUAAUAUGGGUUAAGAAGCAGAAGAAGGAAAAAGAGAAGGUGAGAGUCCAUAUCUUUCCGCCCAAUGUAUAUUAUCUUUCUCUCUACUGAAAAAUAUGCCAACAACAUAUAUAAAAGAAGAUUGGUUGUUAUAUUCUUGUGUAAAGUUAUUACUCUAUGAGAGGAAAAUUGAUACCAUGUCAAACCAAAUUGAAGUAUUGACAUGGCUUUUUAAGAUGAUUAAUUAUAUGCAUGAAUGAUUUGAAUGCCCUAGAGGGUUUUAUGGUUUUC